AAGCCACGAGAGACAACUCCUCCACUUUUCCCCCUCCUUAUUUCUCUCUGCGAUUUGCACUCUGAGGGACUAUGCCGGUAGUUGGCGUUGCAUCGAAACUCCGGCAGCCGGCUGUGGGGUCCAAACCCAUCCACACUGCACUGCCCAUCCCCAACCCUGGGAGAAGCAGCAUGGCACAUGGACUGACACCCAGGAGCUCGGAGCUCAGAGUCACGGAAUCUUCUUUGCUCUCCUGUCAGCUGUCACUCAAGACGGAGAUCCAUGAUAGGAGGUCAAGCUUGGUCCCAGCUCCAGCCACAACUUUGGCACGCAGCAGCAGAGAAGCAGAGGAGAGCAAGAUCUGCAAGAUCUACACUGAUUGGGCGAACCAUUAUUUGGCCAAGUCCGGCUGUCCGAGGCUUAUUAAGGACCUGACUCAGGACAUACCUGAUGGAGUUCUGCUGGCAGAAAUCAUCCAGAUAAUAGCUAAUGAGAAGGUAGAAGAUAUCAACAGCUGCCCCAAGAGUCACUCUCAAAUGAUUGAAAAUGUGGAGGCUUGUCUGAAUUUCUUAGGGGCCAGAGGAGUCAGUGUUCAAGGGCUCUCUGCUGGAGAGGUGUGUAAUGGAAAUCUGAAGAGCAUCCUGGGUCUGUUCUUCAUCCUGUCCCGCUACAAGCAGCAACAGCAGCACCAGCAGCAGUACCUGCAGUCGUUAGUGGAGCUUCAGCAGCACGUCACACAUCAGACCACAGGGGCGGCACCAGCGAGCCAACACAAAACACAAGACAUGCAGUCCAGUCUCACCGCACGAUAUACAAGUCCACCAGGUCACAGUGGAAUAGCAGCCCCUCAGAAGAAAAACACAAGGUUACCAGGUCCCUCCAGAGUCCCCGCUGCAGGCAGCGGCAGUAGUAAAGCCCACGGAUCCUCAAACCUGAACAGACGAAGCCAGAGCUUCAACAGUAUUGACAAGAGCAAACCACUUCAGUAUGCUAGCGGCAACGACAGAGAGUCGGUGAAGGGCAUUCCUCUGCCAGGCAGCAUGAACGGCAGUGGCUCGGUGCCUUACAGCACCAGCGGGCAGCAGCUGGCCUCUGCUAUCCCCUCUCCCACUGCUGGAAAGACCUGGCGCAGCAAGUCCAUGAACAUGAAGCACAGUGCCACCUCGUCUAUGCUGGCCACCAAGCCGCCCAGUCCAACCGCUUCCCCAACCCCUCCCUCAUCGUCCGAUCGCCUCCGUCCCCCAAUCACAGACUCCUCCAAAUCAGCCCCCGGCAACCAGCGCUCCAUGUUGGAGAAAUUCCGGCUCAUCAACCCUCGAUCCGCAUCCAGAACCUCACCCUCAGUGGCCGAAAUGGCUCUCCAGGAGGAGGACGAUUUGUCAGAGUUUGGAGAUGAGGGGACCUGCAGUCCCACACCACCCUGCGGGAUCUCAAAACAGCAGGGGAAGACCCCCGCAUCCUCCUUUGCACCCCCAAACAAGACCAACAACUGCAAGAACCACAACAAUAAGUCCUUGCCACAACCCAAAGACAACGAGGACAAGAACAAGACCAAGAGCAAAGCAAGCACACCACCCAAAGAGGAGCCAGUAAUAGUUGAGCCCUCUAAGAAAGGCUCCAAGAUUGGCAGCCUUAUCCCCAAAGGAAGCAAAACGUCCACAGCCUCUGUGAAGAAAGAAAGUGCAACCCCCGCCUCUAGCGGCAUCCCCAAGCCUGGUCUGAAGGCUCCAACAGCAACUGCCAAGCCUGCAGCUAGCCAACCCAGUGUACCUGCAACUAGUGUACCUGCUACAGGUGGUGAGAAAACCAAACUUAGUAAAGGUGGUCAGUCUAUAUAUAUGCAGAGAUCUUUGGCAGGAUUGGAGAAUCGGAAGACCAGCAUGGUGUCAUCAACAAGUACCUCAGCGCUUUCUGGAUCCGCCACAUCUGGGCUGGGUGGUGGAGGAGCUCUAGGAGGUAAUGGGGCAGUACAACUUCCCCAGCAGCAACAACACAACCAUCCCAACACGGCAACCGUCGCCCCCUUCAUGUAUCGGACGUAUUCAGAGAACGACUGCACUACUGUGGUCCCCCUUGAACCGUGUCUCAGUCCCUCAAAAGACCUGGUCUACAGCAAGACCGCCAAACAGUGCCUGGAGGAGAUCUCAGGAGCCGAGUUUUCUGUGUUCCAGGGCGGCAGCCCGCCUCGCAAGUCAUCGCAGCCUCUCCCAGACAACUUAAACCUCCGCAAGCAACGUUCUCUCGGCAAUCUCGUGCUGCUUAGCGAUGGGGAGCAGAGGGUUUAUGCCUUUGAGCUGAAUGCACCUUGCCCACCUUCGACAUCCUCCGGGACAUCGUCUUCGUCGCCCUCACCCCAACAUGGCCGAGGUAGCACCCGAAGACAUCCGGACAGCAGCACCCGAGCUCGCUCACUCUCGCUGUCCCUCACCAAGGUGCUUUCCCAAUCCGAACACUCCCUUAUUCCUGUGCCCUGGGGUCGUAAGUCCAGCCGGAUGGCUCCUGCGCUUCAGCACCAGCGGCCCGAGAUGGUGGAGAAAGCGGGCAGCUGUCGUAAAUCGGAUGAGGACCCCGAGGCAGGUCCGGCGAGCACCGGAGGAGACUGGGAGCUUGAGAGUGCCAGGGAGGAGAAGGCACAGCUGGAUAAAGAGGUUAUACUCACUAUGUUGGGAGACCUGGAGCAGGUUUUGAACCCACAGACACGCCGUAAGUGCAAUGCCGCAUAUACCCUUGAGACAACAUUCGACACCACUGUAACUACAGAAGUGAAUGGUCGUGGCCUCCCUGCCCUUUCAAGCCGCUCCUCCCCAAUGUCUUGGCGUCUCGGCCAAGCGUCGAGCCCCCGUCUUCAGGCCGGCGAUGCUCCUAGCUACGCUACGCCCAGAUCCAGUGCCAGCACCACUGCUCGCUAUGGUGACCCCUCGAGGUUGUUAUACACUGCCCCCCUGAGGAGAGCGGCCGCCUCAGGGGUUCGAGGGUCAGAGCCGGGAGAGAAGGGUGGGAUUUCGGAGGCGGGGCCAGAGGUGGAUGUGACCGGAUACAGUAGCGAUGGUGACAUACUCGCCAAGAAUGUACACGCAGAUGAUAUCAGUGGGUACCACACAGACGGAGGCCUUUACUUUCGGAAUGUCGACCUCUACUCUCGAAAUGUUGGACGCCCACCUGAGAUGCCACCUGCUCGAGAGGUCGUUCAGAAAGGGGUCAAAGAGAUGCAAGGGGAAGACAGCUGGGAUGACAGUAGUUCAGUCAGCAGUGGUUUGAGUGAUACUUUAGAUAACAUCGGCACUGAUGAUCUGAAUCCACCCACGUAUUCUGGCAUCUCAUCUCGCAAGAGCAAAGCAGCACAGUCAAAUAAAGAUACGCACAGACAUACCGAGCAGGAUGCUAGCAGCUGGGCUGGUGCUGAGGAUCUGAAGAAGGUUGAUGAAGAUAUGGAGCCAGGGAUGGACAAGUGGAAGACUUCAUCCCCUUCCUCUUCAUGUCAGGGUGAGGAUGUUGGCCAGAAGACAGGUUUGUCCAUGUCUCAAACAGGCUCCUGGAGGAAGGGCAUGAGUGCCCAGGUUGGCAUCACACCACCACGGACCAAAGGCACAUCCACCUCUCUCAAAACACCAGGUAAAACAGAUGAUGCCAAAGCAUCUGAGAAAGGCAAAGCCCCAUCUAAGAGUCCAAGUAUUCAGCGCUCACCAUCAGAUGCGGGCAAGAGUAGCGGAGAUGAAGGGAAGAAGCCACCCUCAGGCAUUGGUCGGCCGCCUACCACAAGUUCCUUUGGCUUUAAGAAGAUUCCAGGUCCCACUGGAGCCCUCAUCACAGCCAGCGGAGCAACUUUGGCAAGUGGUUCUGCUACUUUAGGCAAGGUACCCAAGUCUGCAGGCAUCGGGAAGGGCACAGGAAUUGGCAGUGGGCGGAAGACGAGUCUUGAUGGUGCUCAACACCAGGACGACACUGUUUUGUUAGGUUGUGGAGGCUCAAAGGUUCCACUCCAGUAUCGCUCCCUACCUAGACCAGCAAAGUCAUCUAGUGGGGGAAGCAGCGUGGUGGGCCGCAGCGGGCAUCGUUCUAGCUCUAGCAGCAUUGAUUCAAAUGUCAGUGGAAAGUCUGCGGGAGGCAGUGGAGGGGUGGUAGGAACCCCAACCAGCACAAAGAGAAGAGACCCUGGGAAAGUAAGCUCAGGACGCUCAAGUCCCAUCACCAUCAACCAGACUGAUAAAGAGAAAGUGGCAGGGUCGGAUCAGGAGGGAACAGGGUUGUCUACCUCCCCCAAAUCCAGUCCCACGUCCACCCAAUCUGGACUCAGACAGCCAGGCUCCAAAUACCCAGACAUUGCAUCCCCCACAUUCCGCAGGUUGUUUGGCAGUAAGGCCAGCAGUAAACCCAGUUCCCCUGGCACCCCUGACUCAAGUAAAUGCCCAUCGGCACUGGGCAGCCCUCAUGGCACACUGGCACGGCAGGCCAGCCUGGAUUCACCCUCCUCAGGAACAGGUAGCCUGGGCAGCAUGGGUGGGCAGAGCGGAGGCAGCAGCCCGCUAUACGGCAAAACGCCCGACCUGUGUACUGACUCCCCGGCAUCUAGUCCGGCGUCAGGCCUCUCUCUGCCCUCUAACACCCGGCCUUGGCCACCAAACCUCAGCAGUUCAUCUGCGGCCAGUAAAGACACACUGAGCUGCCACAGUAUGACCAGUUUACACACAAGCUCAGAGUCCAUAGACCUGCCGCUCCCACACCACCAUGUGCCAAAAGUCACCCGCACAGGCAGCGUCAAGUCCACCCUCUCUGAGGGCAUGCCUCUUGACAGAAACACUCUUCCCAAAAAGGGAUUAAGGUACCCUCCGUCUUCCAGACAGACGUCACAUGAGGAAGGAAAGGAAUGGUUGCGUUCUCACUCCACUGGAGGACUGCAGGACACAGGAAGUCCACUUUCACCACCGGGCACAACCAGCACCAACACUGGCAAAUACCACUACUCAAACCUGCUGAGCCCCACCAGUAUGUCGCAGUAUAAUCUUCCCAGCACCAGUAUGAGCCGCUCAAACAGUAUUCCAGCACAGGACUCGUUUGAGCUGUACGGGGAGGGACACACUUUGGGGGGCAGUGCCACCUCGCUGGAGGAACGACCACGUGGGAUGAGCCGGUCCGGCUCCUUCCGGGACAGCACAGAUGAAGUUCAUGGUUCUUCUCUGUCUUUGGUCUCGAGCACAUCCUCUUUGUAUUCUGCGGUGCUGGCAUUUUUAGACAAGACGGAGGAGAAGGCCCACUCGGAGGGCCAAACAGUCCAAAAUACAACGCAAAUCAGAAAACUGCGGAGAGAGCUGGAUGCCUCUCAGGAGAAAGUGGCGACCCUGACCUCUCAACUGGCAGCCAACGGACACCUGGUGGCGGCGUUUGAGAAAAGUCUGGCGAACAUGACCUGUCGACUGCAGAGUCUAACCAUGACAGCGGAGCAAAAGGAAUCCGAGCUUGCAGAGUUAAGAGAGACCAUUGAGGCAUUGAAAGCUCAGAACACAGAUGCUCAGACGGCCAUUCAAGUGGCCCUCAACGGCCCCGAUCACGUUGAUAGAGCAGACCUGAGGAUCCGUCGACAGCACUCGUCAGAAAGUAUGUCCAGUAUUAACAGUGCAGCCAGCCACUCCAGUAUGGGUAGCGCUAAAGAUGCAGAUGACAAGAAGAAAAAGAAGAAAAGCUGGGUGGCUGAUUCCAUCCCUGCCCAGUUGCGGAGCUCCUUCAAGCAGGCCUUCAGCAAGAAAAAGACCAACAAGCCCCAGUCGUCUCACGAUGAGAUUGAAGAGAUGACUGAUUCCUCCCUUCCUUCUUCACCCAAACUACAACACACCAACAGACAGACCAGCACCACCCAACCACUGUGCUCAUCCCCUUCCACCACUGAACUGUGUGAAUGUACAGAGGCCGAGGCAGAGAUUAUCCUCCAGCUGAAGAACGAGCUGAGAGAGAAGGAGCUGAAGCUGACUGAUAUCAGACUGGAGGCGCUAAGCUCCGCCCACCACCUUGACCAGAUACGAGAAGCCAUGAACCGCAUGCAGAAUGAGAUUGAGCUGCUGAAGGCCGAGAACGACAGACUGAAGUCCAGCGGCAACACCACACCUGCUGCCACACCUGCUAAAACAGCCCGUCCCCCUUCAGAAACCUCCAGCACAUCCUCCUCAUCGUCACGGCAAUCUCUGGGGCUGUCGCUGAACAACCUCAACAUCACAGACACCAUUAUGUCAGAUAUUCUGCUGGAUGAUGGCUACGAGGGCAAUCUACGCAAAGAGGGCAGAAGUGUCCGUAUAGUGGUCACCAUCAACAGCGACUCCAACAAAACCAAGGCAAUGCAGAAGAAGAAGUAUCUGAUUGGCUCCAUUGGCGUCAGCGGCAAGACUAAGUGGGAUGUUUUGGACGGUGUAAUACGACGCUUGUUUAAGGAGUAUGUGUUCCGCGUGGAUCCAUUGACCAGUUUAGGCCUGAAUUCGGAUAGUAUAGUGUGCUACAGGAUGGGGGAUGUGGUCCGAUCUAAUGCUUCUGAGGUUCCUGAACUCUUGCCGUGUGGAUAUCUGGUGGGCGACAACAACGUCAUCACAGUCAGUCUCAAAGGUGUGAAGGAGGGUAGCAUUGAUGACCUGGUGUUUGACACACUGAUUCCUAAACCCAUCAUUCAACGCUACUUAAACCUGCUGAUGGAGCACCGUAGAAUUAUCCUGUCUGGUCCCAGUGGAACCGGUAAAUCCUAUCUAGCCACUAAAGUAGCUUACUACAUCAUCUCCAAGACUGGUCAAGAGGUGACCGACACUAACCUGGCUAGCUUCAAUGUGGACCAGAAAUCCAGCAAGGAUCUUCGGCAGUACCUUUCAAGUCUGGCUGAGCAGUGCAACACAGAGGAGUGUGAGAUCGAGCUGCCCUCCGUAGUUAUUCUGGAUAACCUCCAUCAUAUUGGCUCCCUUAGUGACAUCUUUAAUGGAUUCCUCAACUGCAAAUAUCACAAAUGCCCGUAUGUCAUAGGAACUAUGAACCAGGGUGUGUCCUCAUCUCCAAACCUGGAGCUGCAUCACAACUUCAGGUGGGUGCUGUGUGCCAAUCACACUGAGCCAGUGAAGGGCUUCCUGGGCCGAUUCCUGAGAAGAAAGCUGAUUGAAACUGAGAUUGAUAAAAACAUGCGCAGUAACGACCUCAUCAAAAUCAUCGACUGGAUUCCAAAAACCUGGCAACACCUCAAUUCCUUCUUAGAGGCUCACAGCUCCUCAGACGUCACUAUCGGUCCUCGGCUGUUUCUGUCCUGUCCGAUGGAUGCGGACGGCUCACGUGUGUGGUUUACUGACCUCUGGAACUAUUCUCUGGUGCCAUAUCUACUGGAAGCAGUACGAGAAGGACUGCAGCUGUAUGGUAAGAGGGCGGCAUGGGAGGACCCGUCCAAAUGGGUGAUUGACACCUACCCCUGGAGCUCCGCCUCCCUGCAGCAUGAAGGCCAGUCACUGCUGCAGCUGCGGCCGGAGGACGUGGGCUAUGAUGGCUACAGCUCCUCUAAAGACGGAGCCACCUCCAAACAAGUGUCUCAGAGCGACACAGAGGGAGACCCACUGACGUUCAGAGAUUAUAAGAUGAAUAUGCUAAUGAGGCUACAGGAAGCUGCUAACUACUCCAGCGCCCAGAGCUGUGACAGCGACAGCGCCAGUCACCACGACGACCUGCUGGACUCCUCAUUGGAGUCUGCCCUCUAGGCCCUGCCCCAUUAGAAGAAGUAGUCUUCUGAUUGGUUUAAAAACAGAGCAAAGGGCCCACAGGACUUGUGCUUAUGAAACAGGCUUAUGAAACGCCUGACGCCUCCGGUGGUAAAAGGAUGCAGAGUCCAGGAUACGGCGAAUGAAAAGGUGCUGGUGGCACACACGACACUGGCGAAAAGUGUGUGUGCCCACAUAAUUAAAAAAAACAACAACUGGAAUUUGAAUUUGUUGGAGGUGAUCCGUUAGUUAAACAUGUUUACAGAGGCAAGUGUUUAUUUUAAAUUCACUGAGGUGCAAAAACCUAAAGGGCAACAUUCUGAAUUCUGACCUCAGUCAAUAAACUGGUGCUGCCGUGGUGCCAAAACCAACACGCGGUUUACACUCAUCUCGCCAGCACCAUUCAUGAAACGCCUCUAGCCAACAAGCACAAACGUGCAACGUGUCAUUACCGCUACUGUGAAAUCAUACGCAAAUUCGCAAAUCUCGUUUCACUGCCAAGCGUAUAGUGACCUACAGCACCCCUGCACCACACCGUUCCUUGCAGUAGUCUUUCGUUCGACCCCACGGCCGUUUGCAUAGUUUUUUCUCUUCUCCGCAGGUACGAGGCAACCGCUUGUAGGAGAGUGUACCAGCUUUGUGAAAAAGACCAGAAAAUGGUGCUUUCUUGCUGCCUUAAGUGUGCUGAGCUCUGAAGACAUUUAAAUGUGGUGCCACUGUCCUUUUUCGCAGAAAUGAUGGCGUAGGACAGAACCGAUCAGACAUUUUCCUAAAUAUGCCACGUCCACAUAUUUUAUUUUUGUUACAAUUAGUGUAAAACACGGCAUUGUAAAGGUCCAAAUGUAUAAAAGUAAAAAAGAUCUUUAUGUAAUCCCAGCUGAGCUGGGAUCACUUGAAUCGAGAGCACAAAUCCGACGCGUCGCUUCGCUAGCAUGCUGUUUUUACUUUGCUAUAUGUGUGUACUUGCACGCGGAAACGUUUUUCGCUCCCGUGCGCCAGUGUUUGUGUAGUUGAAGUUCAUUCAUCCUUUCUUUUGGAUGAGCUGUCUUGCACAGCCUCUUAAAGAUGCACUCUGCCCGGUCGGUAUUGCGUUUCUGCUCUUCUAGUCUAGCAUUACGCUCUUGUGAUUUACAGAGAAAAAAAAAAAAGCAAACCAGCAACCUGUCCAAACCGUAUAUGUCUUGUAAUGACUGGUUAUUAUACAGAGCUCUAAACUGUACAGUGAGAGGUGAAGUGUUUUUCAAUUUCAGAAAACUUUAGUGUCAGUUUACUGUUCAAGGGCGUAAAAUCAUUCAAAGCGAUUCACUGUUUUAUCUUCGCAAUGCAUCAGAGCCCAACCAUAUCUAACUCGCAUAACACUGUUACACUUCCUGUCCUGCAGCUUUCAGAGACACUGGUCCCUUUGGACGUAAACCUCACUUAAAGACCCCAUGAAUGUUUUAAUGUAGAACCCGACUGCCGAAAAUAGCCAUUCUAAAGAGCAUCUGAUUGGACAGAAAUGUGUAUGCAUCCUUAAAUGCAGGAUCAUUUUUGAUCUAUUGUGAUUCAAAUAUGUUUAUGAAAGAUAAAUACUGUACAUUUUAAAUGUGUAUAUCUGCUUAAAGUAUUUCUGACAACUUCUAAGAGUACAAGAGCAUAUAAAUGACCUCAAAACUAAUAGACAGACAAAAAGCCACAAAACUCUUCAUUUUGAACUCGUUUUUUUUUAACAAUUCAUGAGUAUCAUUGCACUAGAUAACACAAUCAAAUCAAGCGGCAUGUAUUUUGCAAAGAAACAUUUCACAAAGUGUGUGACGUUUUUAAAUAAUGAACCAUUACAGUGUUCAAAAGGAAUACAAAAAGUAUUAGAGGACACUUUCUGGUCGUCAAACAGAAGAACUAGACCUGUGGUUACUUUGCUCAACUAGUAAAUCAACAAGAGACAAAAACAAGUUAGUUGAAGGUUUAACAUCAUUUGUUAUGAAGAUGCUACUCGGUUUGGUGUUUUGUGUUUUGUUAUCUAAUAUAAUGAUACAGAAUUCAAGUUUGACUAAAGUCUCUGAAUACUUCUUAGGGCCACUGUAAAUCACUUACGAUUAAGCAAAAACUUUAAACAGAUUACCCAAUUUACUGUGAGAGACUUUUCAUUGGAUUAUAUUUUAAGAGUUUGCACAUGUUUACAGUAAAUUAAUCUCUGUUUGCUUGAUGUACAUGGUCAGGAGAUACAAGGUGUUUCAUACAAGGUGCUAAAGGUGAAUCAUUGAAAAGCUUUGCGUCUUAUACGAUCAAGCCUUUACCACAUCCAGCUUCACCUUCUGACUCAAACUACUUUUCGCAAAGUAACUCAUCCUCACUGCCACAGUUUUACAGGCUUUAACCUUCCAGUCUUUCCAAUCUACCUUUUUGUUGAUUCAGGAAACUGCUUCUUUUUAAUUCCUCGGCACUAUACAGCGGUGCUAUGUAUUAACCUCCAAACUCUGAGACUCUGUGCCUGAUGCUUUGCUUGUCAACCAUGUUCAGUGUAAAACUACUCAACAGAAACAUUUAUAAGAAGUGCAGUAAAGGUUUCCAACUGCCUACUGGUCCCUAACCUCAAACACAAAUAGUGAUUGUCCGUGGUACAUCACAAAUCAUCUUUUCCUUUUCUUCAUGUUAUUGCAAACACAUCUCUCGGUCAGCGCAUAACAUUGAACUACUUUGAAAAUGUUUCUUUUCAGGUGGAACAUUUGUUGGUAGAUGUUUUAUAUUUUGUACAUUUGUAAGUAACAUAUCAUGUAAAUAGAAAGAGACCACAAUUUAAUUCAUCUGGGGGAUUUUGUAGUCUUUGUAAAGCCCUAAUAAAUGGUAUUUGGUGUC
Messenger RNA from Sinocyclocheilus anshuiensis, 10520 nucleotides. RefSeq names its product neuron navigator 3-like. NCBI's taxonomy places the organism in Eukaryota, Metazoa, Chordata, Actinopteri, Cypriniformes, Cyprinidae. Gene Ontology annotation, biological process: nervous system development; neurogenesis. The record is from RefSeq and is a predicted model, not a curated record. Bases 72 to 7685 code for a protein of 2537 amino acids. The transcript has 42 exons. Gene Ontology annotation, molecular function: protein binding; ATP binding; ATP hydrolysis activity.